AAGAAGAAGAAGAAGAUGCCUAUCCAGCAGUCAAUCCACAUGGCCGUGACAGGGAGCGCGUGGCCUCCACGCUUGUCAUCGAUUAUACAUUUAGAUCAAGUGUUAAUGGAGUCCGCACAUCCCAUGCUCAUUGAGCUGUUCAUGAGUCGGGAGAGAUGAUGUAUAAAUGGAGUUGCACCAUAGUAUGUGCCACUUGAGCUGUGUCAUGUGAACCUUCCUUCCACUGCAUCAGCAGAGAUAGAAGAUGAAGACCUCUCUCGUUCAUGUCCUCCUUAUCUCCUCCUUCUUCUGUCUCUCCGUUGUCGAGUCUCAGUCAUCUGACUCCUGCGCUUCAAAGCUCACCGUCGACCGUCUCAUCCCUGUCAUUAACACCACCUUCCUCAGCUGCCUCACUCCGCUGAGAUCAGCCAACUUUGUCUUGAGAUAUGCCAAGGCUGGUCCGGGCAUCUGGAGCUUCGUUCUGUCGGCCGCCGACCCCAAGUCGUACGUCGCGGUCGGCUUCUCCGGCGACGGCAGGAUGGUCGGGAGCAGCGCGAUCGCCGGGUGGAUUACUGGCUCCGGCGCCGGGAUCGCCAAGCAGUAUAGUCUCGGCGGGAAGAAGUCCAGCGGGUGCCCGCCGGACCAGGGCGACCUGUUGCUGCAAGGGACGCCGGUCGUGGCGCUGCAGUCGUCGCGGUUGUACCUCGCUUUCCAGCUCAACGUCGACCAGCCGCCGCCCUACCUCAUCUUCGCGGUCGGCCCCGACAACGGCUUCCCCUCCUCCCCGACCUUUCUCUUGCCGGAGCAUCGUGACGAAAACUCCGUCUCCGUAAAUUACACCGCCCUGGGGGUGGCGACCUCGGACAGCGGCGGGAGCGAGGAGGAGGAGGGAGGCGAGGGGGCGUUCGGAGCGGAGAGGAAGCACGCGCUUCUGGUGAUGCUGGGGUGGGGUGUGCUGAUGCCUAUCGGCAUCGUGGUGGCGCGCUACUUCAAGAACUGGGAUCCGCUCUGGUUCUACUCCCACCUGUCGAUCCAAGGGCUUGGGUUCGGACUGGGCCUGGCCGGGGUCAUACUUGGGUUCGGCCUCGACGACGACGGCAUCAGCGGCGUGGGCGUCCACGAGGGCCUCGGUAUUGCCAUUCUAGUCGGUGGCUGCCUUCAGGUGACCGCCCUGCUUGCUCGCCCCGGCAAAGCAUCCAAGGUGAGGAAGUACUGGAACUGGUACCACCACUACGUCGGCAGGGCCGCCGUGGUGUGUGCGGUGGCGAACGUAUUCUACGGCUUCAAGAUAGCCGAGGAGACCAAGUCGUGGAACAUUGGCUAUGGCGUUUUCGUGGCGGUGUGGGGGUUCAUCGCCAUAUUUCUGGAGCUCAGAAGGUGCAUGAGCGAGGAGUGAGACGUGCGGAGCUGUUGCUGUCAUCACCGAGGAAGAAAUAGCUGUGUCACUCACCGUGUUGGGACUGUGCGGCGUUGGCCUCUCUCUUUGCUUUCUAUGUAAAAGAGUAGCGGUGAUAUGUUAUGUGUCCAACGAUAUAUAUCACACAUUUGGGAAUCUACUUUGUUUUUAGGAUAAU
Messenger RNA from Musa acuminata AAA Group (dessert banana), 1553 nucleotides. Its product is annotated as cytochrome b561 and DOMON domain-containing protein At3g07570-like. Lineage: Eukaryota; Viridiplantae; Streptophyta; Magnoliopsida; Zingiberales; Musaceae. Bases 245 to 1375 code for a protein of 376 amino acids. The record is from RefSeq and is a predicted model, not a curated record. The transcript has 4 exons.